UAGAUUCUAGACUGUAUGGAUGUUGUUGUGGAUGAGUUCAUUAAUGCUGUAACGUUUCUUUGGAAUGUAUUGAAAUGACAUAUCUUGUAAUUGCUCUGGUUUUCAUGUUCUUGGAUGAGUGAAUGCCUGGUCUCUGGCUGUAACUUUUAUCUAAAAACUUUGGAUGAUGUGUGAUGAAGUUAUGAGAGAUUUUAAUGCUUCUGCAGCCGUGAUUGGUUUUCAGUGGAAAGCUGAAAAUUGUUCAAAGCAUUGGCACUUCUUGAUCCAUAGUAUGGAUAAUUGAUUGAUGAACAAAGACUGCAGAAGUAAUGCAGAUUUUGUAGAUGCCAGAUUUUUUAAUAUGUAUUAUGAUAUUUUGGAGAUUUAAUGUAAACUUUUAUCCACCAUCAAGCGUGCUUAGCUUGUUAUCCAUUGAAGCCACAUGAACCAUUUACUAGGGAGCUCCAAAAAAUACCACAUUUCUAUGUAUAUAACUCGGAGAGGAAUUAAAAAAUUGAUGAAAUUGUGUGGUUUCUUAUGUGGGUUUUGCUCUCUGAAUUUAAAUCUCCGGGGUAGGGGACUUAGACCGGUUUGAUCCGCGGGAGAGAGGAAUUCUGCAUAUUUUGUUGGAAUUUUCGAAAGCUGCGUGGUUGAUUACUGGGUAAUGAAAUUGUGAAUUAGUAGUAUUCGAUUCAGGUUUCUUUCAAAUGCGGAAAACAAGAUUGGGCUUCUGUUCAAUAUGAAGUAACCGCAUCAUUCUUUGUAGUAUUUGCCAAGUGCUUCAUUCAGAUUUCCUAGAGGCAGAGAUGAAUAUAACUGUGAAGAGUUCGUCAAUGGUGCAGCCUGCAUUACCCACUCCACAGAGGGAUCUGUGGAACUCUAAUGUGGACCUGGUCGUUCCAAGAAUACAUACUGCUAGUGUUUAUUUCUACAGACCCACCGGCAGUCCGGACUUCUUUUCAAUCGAGAUUCUAAAGGAAGCUCUGAGUAAGGUGCUGGUCCCUUUCUAUCCCAUGGCAGGCCGACUGAAGAGAGACCCAGAUGGGCGUAUUGAAAUUAAUUGCAAUGGCCAAGGGGUUCUUCUUGUGGAGGCUGUUACGGAUUCUGUGAUUGAUGACUUUGGGGAUUUCGCGCCCACUAUGGAGCUCAACCAGCUCGUUCCGAAAGUUCAUUAUACGGAAGACAUUUCUGCAUAUCCUCUGCUUGUACUUCAGGUAACCUUUUUCAAAUGUGGAGGAGUGUCAUUAGGUGUGGGAAUGCAACAUCAUGCGGCCGAUGGGUAUGCUGGUUUACACUUCAUCAACACCUGGUCUGAUGUGGCCCGAGGGCUAGACAUUACUCUUCCACCAUUCAUAGAUAGAACUCUCUUAAGAGCAAGAAAUCCUCCAACUCCAAAAUUUCAUCAUGUAGAGUAUCAACCCCCUCCAGCCCUAAAGAAUCAAAAUGAUUCUGUAAAGGGAAACAAAAAUGAUUUCUCAGUUGGGAUCUUCAAAAUCACCAGAGAACAGAUAGAAAUACUUAAAGGAAAGGCCAAAGAAAAUGGAAACAAAGUGGCCUACAGUAGCUAUGAAAUGCUCUCUGGACAUGUUUGGAGAUGUGCUUGUAAAGCAAGAAAUCUUACAGAUGACCAAGAAACCAAGUUGUACAUUGCAACAGAUGGCAGAAGCAGGCUUCGACCGCCUCUUCCCCCUGGUUAUUUUGGCAAUUGUAUUUUCACCACGACACCCAUUGCCGUUUCAGGGGAUCUAGUUUCAAAGCCUCUGUAUUAUUCUGCAAGCAGAAUUCAUGAAGCCUUGGGGAGGAUGGAUGAUGAAUACUUGCGAUCUGCUUUAGACUAUUUGGAACUGCAACCUGAUCUGACUGCUUUAGUUAGAGGUGCUCAUAGUUUUAGGUGUCCUAAUAUUGGCCUCACAAGCUGGGCUCGUUUGCCCAUCCAUGAUGCAGAUUUUGGUUGGGGAAGACCAAUAUUCAUGGGACCUGGAGGUAUUGCUUAUGAAGGUCUUGGUUUCAUUUUGCCCAGUCCUACAAAUGAUGGAAGUAUGUCAGUUGCACUAGGAUUGCAAACGGAUCAUAUGGUCCGUUUCAAAAAGUUUGUUUAUGAAAUCUAGCUAUUACAUAUGAAUCAGACCUCUGAUCAGGGCAUAUUGUUUGUCUUGAAUUUAUUUUAUCAUAACAAGUGUUGCAAUUUUGUCUUCUGUGAAAAGGGAAGAUGAUUGAGAAUAAAACAAAUCUGUAAACCAUAUUCUAGAUUUGUGUAAAGGAUGGCACACACCCAACUGCUGUCAUCAUAAUGCAGAGAUCUGCAUCUUUUCUGCUGGAUAGCUUCUCAGCGAUCCCAAAAUUGUACAUGUUACCUCGAGAUGUUUUGCUGGUCAGAGAUUUUAAUACUUCAAUUUUAGUGUACAAUGAAUUCAGAUGGUUGGAGAUGAACUGGAGACAGGCUGCUCACCAUAUAAUGAAGAUGCUUUGUAUAUUGCUCUGCUAAUUUAGAAGCUAUAAUAAGAAAAUUAAUGUAUUUUAUUCUUUUUUUCAAA
Cryptomeria japonica (Japanese cedar) is the source of this 2513-nucleotide messenger RNA. Its product is annotated as shikimate O-hydroxycinnamoyltransferase. The coding region runs from base 786 to 2087 and encodes 433 amino acids. The record is from RefSeq and is a predicted model, not a curated record. Lineage: Eukaryota; Viridiplantae; Streptophyta; Pinopsida; Cupressales; Cupressaceae. The transcript is spliced from 3 exons. Gene Ontology annotation, molecular function: acyltransferase activity, transferring groups other than amino-acyl groups.